UCCACCACCCAACCAGACAAUAUUUUUAGCAGCUCUCAGUAUAGAUCAAUAUAGGGUUACACUCCGAUCGUAGUAAUGCGGCCCAGCGCACCGCCAACACUGUAGGGGGCUUGUGCGCAUAACGGUGUGAGCCACCACGCGGGCUACUUGCCUCCCACCACCACCAUCACCACCACCCCCCCAAGUCCCUUAUCUGCUCCGUCAGGCAGUUUCCUGCACGUGUCCUGGGUGAGCAUUACGCCGCAAGUUGGCCCACUUUGCAACUCGCCGCGUUGUUUGCUCAACGUCGCGUGGUCGGAACAAUAGCGCGUGGUGGUGGUGCUGCAGCAGCAGCAGCAAGCAAGCAAGCAAGCGUGGAGACGCAGCAGAGCACGAGGGGAGCGACGUUGAGGAUGUAAACACAGAACCAACGUGGGGACGUGGAUCAAGAACGGGGGAGCAGUCGCGCAAACCGCACACCCGUCGCGUCGUUCCGAGUCAAAUGACACCGAGAAGAUGAAUCGCAACGUGAUGCGCCAAAGCAACUGAAACUCGUGACAGGCACAGCAGAGCUGGGAAGAAGAAGAAGAAGAAGCAGAAGAAGGGGGGAGGGGGGGGGAGGAGUGGAAGAGGAGAGGCGAUUAGAUAUCACAAAGCCAAACAGCCGGGGCGCGAACGCGACCAUUCCCAGACGAGCGAGCGAGGGGAACAAAAAAAGAAUAGUUUGAGAAAGAGAGGCCGAGAAUCCCGGUGUCACGUGCUUCUAUUGACGAGGAGGGAGGGCACCAUAAGCCCGGCACUGCUGAUAUCACCAACCAAUGCUGCAACUGAGACGACUAAAGCCUCCGCUGUCCAAGAGCUACGAGACCCUCAGCCGGCAUGCGUUCAUAGUAAUCAUCGACGUUUAAGUGUGAGAGUAGGGGGGGGUGGGGGGGUGUAAAGUGACAAUGUCUGACCAGCAAUUAAAACAUUUGCGCUCAGAGUUUUUGACCGAGGUCGGGUCAUGGAUCCAGGAGCCGAUCAUCUCGGCGUGACGGGGACAGGCUCCCACCAUGCGGGACCUGAAAUGCAGCCUCGACGAGGAGCUACUGGAGAUCUGUGAAAAAGAGCUUCAUCGCUCAUCGGAUUUGUCCAGGAUAAAUGAUGAGUCUGAUUAUUCUGAGUCCCACCGAGGAUGUUCGUUUAGCGAUCCUCUUCGAGAACUGUUGAGAAGACGCUGCUGGAGUCUGUAGCAGCGGGAAACUGCAGCUGAAGGUCAGCGACCGAGAGCGCUUCUGACGGAGCCAGAGAUUAUGCUGCUGCUUCUACUGCUGCUGCUGCUCUGAAUCGCCACGCCCUGGGAAGGUGGUGGACCGUCGGCGACUCGCGUCACCGGCAUAAAGGCGAAGUCCUGCCAGUAACAUCACCCAUGAAUUCGGACGCCCGAUGCACGAGAGAUUAUGCAAUAAAGUCGCAGGGUCGUGUGAACGUUUUUGUAGGUGUACGAUUUAUUUAAACAUAUAUGUGUCUGUGUGUGUGUGUUAAAGCAACAUUUUCCGGGCCGUUCUUCAGUCUGGAAGAAGAUCACGUGCACUGCCGCCGGUGAAUGGCACCGUCCCAUCCCUGUGCCUCCGUAGCCAUUGAGCCUGCAGGCCCACCGACCCGAGCCAGAACGCUCAACCACGCAACCUCCCGUGUGGCACCCGCGUGGAAGCCACAUAGAACCACCCACAGGCCUCUAUUAUUAGACCUGCCUAUCCCUAUGAGACUAGCCCAUAUCUAUUAGACUUAGCUAUCUCUAAUAAAAGACCUACCCAUCUCUAUUAGACUUAGCUAUCUUUAAUAAAAGACCUACCCAUAUCUAUUAGACUUAGCUAUCUCUAAUAAAAGACCUACCCAUCUCUGUUAGACCAGGUAUCCCAGCUGCCACCAUGGGGUGUCUAAGCUGCAAGCCGUCCACCGGGGCGGUCACGUCCAACGGGGCCGUGACCUCGUCGUCCACUGUCGUGACCCCCCCGCCGUGCACAUCCGACUACGGCGCGGCCCUGAAGCCGGGCAGCCUGGACGCCGCACCGCUGCUGGGAGGGACGCGGGGGCCUUGCUCGGUGGCGAGCAUCGCCGCCACGCGGGCCGACCCGGGGGGACCGCCGGGGCCGCCGCCACUGCAACCGCCGCGGGCCGGCGUCGUGGCCAACGGAGGGCCCCGCUCCGUGGGGGGCUUGGGGCGCUGGGAGGCGCUCCACGGGGAGCAUAAGGUCCCGAGCCGGGAGGACGUCUCAGCGGACGACUUCGUGCUGGAGGAGGUGCACGCCUCCAUCGAGGAGUGCCCCACGCGGCUCGAGGAGGACUCGGCGCUGGUGCUGCGCUACGUGACACCGCACUUCACGGCGCGGGCGCGCGUGCGCGUGCCGCCCGUCCCGCGCGCCGCCGAGCAGUGGCACGUGGGCUGGAUCCAAGCGUGCACUCGCAUGACCUUCCACAAUAUCUACGGAGACCUGGGCCUGUCGAGCUGGGAGCUGCCUCCGCUGCGCGACGGGCGAGUGCGCACGGUGAGCGACGCGGACGGUUCGCUCUACCCGUGGUACGGCAGCUCGGGCGAGGUCCUCACCGUCACAGGACCCACGCUCACCCCCACCACCUUCUCGCUGGGCAUGAGCGACAACUUCUACCCGAGCGUCACCUGGGCCGUGCCCGUCUCGCUCGCCGCCACCGCCGCCACCACGGGGUCCGCACACAGAGAAGCAUCGUCCAGGGAGCAGCAGCAAGGGCCGCCGAGAGAGACGCCCGUCACAGCACCGCCUCGGUGCGGCUCACGGCCUCCCACCACCACCGACACCACCACCGACACCGCCACCACCGACAGUGCCGACCCGGGAGGGGUCACGAGCAGCCAGAAAACGCCACGGACGCCGCCCAGCCGCGACCGUGGCUCGGCGCGGCCCGACGGUGCGACGCGCGAAUCCCCGCCGGGACGCAGCGGAGCCGACGACAAGAACACGAUGACGGCGGCCCCGUCGUCGCCCUCCUCCCCCUGCCUGCUCUCGCCGGGCCAGCCGGCGCUCACCGUCGUGCUGCGCGACCAGAGCUUCGUGUCGUGGCUGGCGGCGCGCUGCGGCGGCGGCGGCGGCGGCGAUGCGGCGCGGCCCGUGGUGCUCGCCACGGUGUCGUGGCGCAUGCGGCUCCGCGUGGCCGUGGAGCCGGGGGCGCCGCUGGGGCAGCGCGCGCGCCUCUUGGGGCCCGCGCUGCAGGAGCCGCCCCGCGUGUGCCGCUACGGCGCGAAGGGCCGCGGGGAGGAUCGCUGCGGGGAGGGCGGCGACGGCGGCGGCGGCGGCGGCGGCGGGCCGAGCGUGGGGAACGGGCUGAACGGGCUGGAGGAGGCCCUGCGGGGUCUCGCGGGAGUCGGCGAAGGUCGCGAGCGAUGGACGCGCGACGGCGGCGCGCCGUGCCGCUGCGGCCUGGCACCGUGGCUCCACGCGGUGCCCGACGAGGUGCUGGGCCCGCCCAACGCCAACGGGGCGCAGGUGCUCAUGUGGAGGCCGAGCGUGGGCGAGCCGCUGCUCGUCAUCCCGGCCAAACUCCAAAUGUGAGCGCGGCGGUGACGGCGCGCUGGCCAGCGUGCUGUCAUCCGGCAGCGGAGUCGCGGACAGCUGCUGCCCGUCACAGGGGACUCUCGGAACGCCAGGAAUAGUGGAUGCGUGAAAUCAGCCGGGGAGGAAAUGUCGCCGUCCCUCGCCGUGUCUCUGUCUUUUUUUAUUCAUUUAAAGAAGACGAGGAUUCUUUGGGUUCCAGGCUGCGUUAGCAAGUUGAUUGAAGGCGGCUCCGACUGCGAGUUUGUCGUCGCACACGAUGGGAACCCGGCACGUUUCAAAACUACAAAGUAGUCUCGCUCGACACCUAGACUUUAAUCACGAGCCCGACACUAAUUAAACGUGAGCUGCACCAUUUGCCGCAGAGAUUUAUAUAUUUUUUUUGCUGUUCGCAGCACGGUGUUUCAAGCGAGAGUUUUGGGACGCGUGGUUUCGGGGCAACGCGCGUCUCCGGUGAGAAUUCCGGCGUUCGACUCCUCGUGUUCCGAAUGCCACUCGAAGGAGUAACCGACGGCUUCUCUCCCUCGAGGGCGAACAAUUCGGACGCCGGUGGGUCGUUUUUUUGGGGGGGGACGUUUACAUGCGUUUCGCUCAGGCGGAGGACUCUUCUUGGAAGCAACGAAGCGCUUCCACUCGGCAUUGCGGACUAUUUGAUAAUUUAUUUUGUGUGUGUGUGCGUAUGCUUGCUUUAGUGCAAGCUGUAAGCCGACGGGGGGCUGUACCGAAUAGUCGUUAAAAUUGUUUCUGCUUCUUUGACAUUGACCUGUAAAAAUGCAAAAGGCCUAACUGUGAAUCGUGCUGUGGCAGACGCCGCCAAUUUUUUUUUUUUAAACGGCGGCGUACGUCUUCGCGAACGCUUAAGACGAGCAGCGGACAACAGCUGAACAACGCCGCCACCGCUCUUAAGCCAGGUGGCACCCGACAACGAUGCUGUGUUUCUAAUGCCGGGGGCGGCUCGCUCGCUCAACUCUCUGUUUUUGUCACUGCGAAGGCCACUUGCUGAUGACGGGAGCAUCGCACAUCGGUGCGCUGAGCUUCUUUCGCACCGUACGUAGCCAACCGCGCUUCGUCGGAGGUGAUAAUGAUCGAUUAGAAAUGGAAGGAGCGACUGAUGGGGGCGGUGGGGGGUGCGUGCCCGCUGUGUGGCUCACCAAAAGGGGUGUUUUGAAAUUCCUAUUGGGCCCUCGGUAAGGAAGACAGAGGUCCCGCGCCAACUUACUCGAAAUGCAGGGAAGAGCAAAUCCACAAACCACUGAACUACAGUCGCUGUUUUCGGAGGGAGGCUCACGAGGAGACUGUGCCUUUGCCUGUAGUCAGGAAAAAUUUAACGUGAACUCGGGUCACGUUCGUUUAUGCGAACGUUUGAAUUAAAUAGAAAUCAAUGCAGCGCUGGGCUACGUCAUCCAUUGUUGUAAUCAUGCGUUGUUGUAAUCGUGCGUUGUUAUAAUCAUACAUUGUUAUAAUAAUGCAUUGUUAUAAUCAUGCAGUGUUAUAAUCAUGCAUCGUUAUGAGCAUGCAUUGUUAUAAUCAUGCAUUGUUAUACUCAUGAAUCGUUAUAAUCAUGCAUUGUUAUAACCAUGCAUUGUUAUGAUCAUGCAUGGUUAUAAUCAUGCAGUGUUAUAACCAUGCAUUGUUAUGAUCAUGUUUUGUUAUACUCAUGAAUCGUCAUAAUCAUGCAUUGUUAUAACCAUGUAUUGUUAUGAUCAUGCAUUGUUAUACUCAUGAAUCGUCAUAAUCAUGCAUUGUUAUAACCAUGCAUUGUUAUGAUCAUGCCUUGUUAUACUCAUGAAUCGUUAUAAUCAUGCAUUGUUAUAACCAUUAAUUGUUAUAACCAUGCAUCGUUAUACUCAAGCAUCAUUUUAACCAUGCAUUGUUAUACCCAUGCAUUGUUCCAACCAUGCAUUGGUACAAUCAUACAUUGUUAUAAUCAAAAGCAACGUUGUUCAAAGCCGAAUAACAAGUCACCUGGCUUUGGUCACCCCCUCAUCCUCACGCCUUUCAAUAAUCAGGAGUUCAUUUACUCGAGUUAAGAGAGGGUCGACGAUUACAACGCAACGCGAGUGUGGGGGAUACCGUUUAGUAGCAGAGUCCCCGAGUGGUUAGGACAGAAUAAACGAGUCCCACGGUGUGAAUGAUAAAAAAAACUUAUGAAGUCCAGAAAUUACGACACUGUUUUGUUACUCGUGAUGAAUGCAUCGACAAGAGGAGGCUGCGUCAAUAUCGCUCACAGUUCCCAAGCACACAGGGUAACUUUUCAAAAGCGAGGUUAUUUAAACUCCUGAAACUACUCUUUUAUAGCUGUUGAGGUACAAACGUUUGCAACUCCUUUACAAAGUAUUAUUAUUAUUCAAUUGCCAUUUACGAGGGCGGACCAUCAUGAGUUCUUGCGAUGUUCACGUAAAUGUAUUUUUUAUACUACGUGCAGUAUUUGUGCUUGCGUGAUUUAUAUAAGUCGCGCACGGUUCUCGGUACAAUUUCAGAAUCAGAAGAUGUAUUUAUACUGGAGGAAUCCGAUGAGCUAUAAAGCUUUUUUUCACAGAUGUCAAGUAAUAAAGGUUUUUGGGUU
This is a messenger RNA of Petromyzon marinus (sea lamprey), 6111 nucleotides long. RefSeq lists its product as uncharacterized. NCBI's taxonomy places the organism in Eukaryota, Metazoa, Chordata, Hyperoartia, Petromyzontiformes, Petromyzontidae. The record is from RefSeq and is a predicted model, not a curated record.